AUGUUUAGUGUAUGGUCGUGUAAAUAUUGCACUCUUCUGAACGAUAAUACAUCUCUCUUUUGUGCUUCCUGCGGGUCACAGAAUCCAACUUCAUCGACCAAUUCCAUUUUACGUCCUCAACGUCCUCAAUUAUCCAAAUGGCGAAAUUUUAAUUUUAAAAUUGCAUUAAAUGGUGCUUUGAAUGCAAUUGAUUCAGCUUUAACUGAUAUUCAAACGCUACCUGCCGCUUUAGGCUUAUCACGAUCUUCAUCAUGUCCUCUUCCUCCAUCACCAACAAGGGUGCAAUCUCCGGUAGUGCCAUGUCAAGCCAUUUCGACAUCAUCAUUUCAACUGUUGCAAAAUGAUGAAAAAGAAGCUGCAUCCGAAUUUGAUCGGAUUGUUGGAUUCUGCAAGGAAAAUAAUAUGCCAUUUAUUGACGACAGUUUCCCUCAUUCAACAAAAUCCAUAGGUAAUUUCAUUAUUGAUGGAAGAUUAGAUGGUAAAAAGUUAAAUGCGAACGAUUUCAUCUGGCUUCGACCACAAGACAUAUACACGAAGGAUGGCAGACGUUACAGAUGGUCCGUAUUUUUGGAUCCCAAACCAUCGGAUAUUGAGCAAGGUUGCUUGGGUAAUUGCUGGUUUUUGUCAGCUUUAGCAGUUAUCGCUGAAAGACCAGAUAUUCUAGAUCAAAUUUUUCUGACAAAAGUUUAUAAUCCCUGGGGAGUUUAUCAAAUACGCUUGUGUGUUGAUGGUCAUUGGCAGGUGGUUCUUAUUGAUGAUUUUCUUCCGUGCCAUUCGCAAACUCAUGGACUUGCUUUUGCUGUAGGACGACGCAAUCAGCUUUGGGUUCCUUUGAUCGAGAAAGCACUCGCAAAAAUACUUGGCUGUUAUGCAAAGUUACCUGCUGGACGUACACUGGAAGGUCUCGCAAUACUUACUGGUGCACCAUGUACAUUUCUCGAUCUUGAAAGCUGCACGGACCACGACCUUAUUUGGGCUCAUCUUCUUAGCAUGAGGGAAGCAGGUUUUAUUAUGGGUUGCAGUUGUGGUAGUGGAAGACGCUAUGUAGAUGAAGCUGAGUUUAAACGCGUAGGUUUGCAAAUACGGCAUGCAUAUUCUUUGCUGGAUGUCAAAGAAUAUAAAAAUCAAAGACUUGUUCGCUUGCGAAAUCCAUGGGGUACAUUUACCUGGAAUGGACCUUGGUGUGAUACAUGGUCAGGUUGGGAUGAAUCAAGUCGUCGUAUUUUGUUACCAAAUGGUCCGGAACCAGGAGCGUUCUGGAUACCUUUUCUAGAUUUUGUGCAGCGAUUUGAUUCUGUCGAAGUGGCUAAGGUACGGUCAGCACAAGGUUGGAAAGAACUUCGGGUUGAUUGUUCGAUAUCCCAGUUUUGGGGUAAAGAAAACAUUUUAGGUUUUCAACUUCAAAUCGAGGAACCUACAGAAUUAGCCAUUACCGUUUAUCAGAAAGGGUCUCGUGAUCGAUGUGAUAGUGAUAUAAUGGUUUUACUUCAUAAAAAUGGUCCUUGUGAUACGCAAAUAGGUGAACUUAUCGUAAGAUCAUUUCGCCGCAGUGUAGCAUUUGCAAGCACUCAGGACGUUUUUUUAAAUGGCCCGGCUUUGUACACUAUACUUGCUAUAUCUUUUAGUAAUAUGUCUGAUCCAGUUUCAAUUGAAACUGUUGUUGCCCUUCAUAGUGCAAAAAUGGUAAUGAUGGAAGCUUAUUGUUUUUCAUCAUCAGUUAUUGCACAUUCGAUGAUUGAAAUGUGUUUAAAAGAGGGCCAAAAUGCACCGUGCUUAGAUGGUACAGUUGUUCGUUAUGUGUCGAAGGACUUUGGUGGACAUAUAUUGAUGGUUGAAAAUCAUCAUCACCGGCACUUUCUACACGUUUAUUGCGAUUGUUCGCAGUCAACUAAUGUACUUUCAACACGUGCAAGUCUUACUUCAUUAGAUGUAAUACCACCAAUGCAUCGCCAGAUUUUAAUGUUGCUCACGCAUUUUGAAAUGACCCAAAUGUAUACCAUUCAUCAUAAUCUAAAGCAACGUGUUUCGUGGUCACGCGGUUUGCAAGAUUGGCUAUCACUUGUGCCCAGUGAGCUCUCUCUGCCCCCGUCUACGGAACAUGUUCCAGUAAUUCAAAGUCCGUGCAUAAAUUCACUUCAUAAACCUCGUAGAAUUGGGUGA
This is a messenger RNA of Cercopithifilaria johnstoni, 2160 nucleotides long. The record is from the annotation of a GenBank genome assembly. Lineage: Eukaryota; Metazoa; Nematoda; Chromadorea; Rhabditida; Onchocercidae.